Messenger RNA from Aspergillus ibericus CBS 121593, 1235 nucleotides. RefSeq names its product PaaI family thioesterase. NCBI's taxonomy places the organism in Eukaryota, Fungi, Ascomycota, Eurotiomycetes, Eurotiales, Aspergillaceae. The transcript has a single exon. The record is from RefSeq and is a predicted model, not a curated record. Bases 152 to 1024 code for a protein of 290 amino acids.
UGGCAUAUACAUGCAGAGCGAGCUAUUCAUUCAAUCUAUGGUGAACUAACAUUGACCUCCAUUCAAGUUAAUUUCCAAUCUCCAUCUCAACUUCAACCUCAUCACACCAACACCACCGCCAACAAGACCGAAAACACCAAACAACACCAAAAUGUCCCUCCCGCGCCUCCUCCCCCGACCACCAACCCUCCGCCUCACCACCCGCCGUCCCCAAUCCCUCAUCCCUCACCACCACCACCACCAACACACCCGCCUCAUCCAAGCCGCCCCCGCAACCUCCGCCAUCGAAACCCCCUCCACGCUCCCCUCCUACCAACAACACCCACCCCUACCCCCAACCGCCGCCGCAGCACCCGCAACCGCACCCUCCCUCCCAACCCCCGAAACCCUCAUCACCACGCACCCCCUCUUCCACCGUCUCCGCCUCGACCCCAAAUACAAAGAAUCCCGCCCCCACCUAACCAUGUCCACCGCCCUACAACCCAACCAUUUCGUGGCGGGUACUCUCUCCGGCCCCAACAAAGUCUCCGUCCCGGCGUACAUGUUCACCACCAUCAUUAACCCAACUUCCACCACCAAAUCCACCACCACCACCAACGACACCCCCUCUGACUCGCGCCCCCGCGCCCAAAUCCUCUCCCUCUUCCACAUCGGCCCCCAACUCUGCGGCCACCCGGGCUACGUACACGGGGGCCUCCUCUCCGUGAUGCUGGACGAGACGUUCGCGCGGUGCGUCUCGGAUUCGUUCCCCAGUGGGGUGGGGAUGACGGCGAAUUUGAAUGUGGAUUUUCGGAAGCCCGCGGUGCCGGAUCGGGUGUAUGUGUUGCGGGCGGAGACGGUCAAGGUGGAGGGGAGGAAGGCGUGGGUGGAGGGGGAGAUUCGAGUGAUGCCCGAGGGGAAUGGUGAGGGGGAGGAGGUGGUGGUGGCGGAGGCGAGGGCGUUGUUUGUGGAGCCCAAGUUUGCGGAGGUAAGUUUUUUCUUUUUUUUUUGCUUGCUUGGUUGUUGGUCUGUUGCAUUGUGGUGAUGAUGCUAACGGCGAUUAGAGUAUGGUGCCGCUGUAUCGGGGUUAAGAAUGUGAGAUGGUUGGGAAGGAAUGGAUAGAUGGAUGGAUGUCGGAAUCAUGCGCAAUACCCUCAUUUUGAUAGAAUAGACCUAUGCAAUCAACAGAUAGAUACAUCAGCAGACUAAUAGACUCACUGGCCCCGGAUACACUGGCAUUUCUAUCUAAAUGAAUC